AAUGAGAAGUACUCCAGAUAAUUUUUAUCGAACGCCAUGUGGAACGAUUUUUUUCCUACGAGUCUACCGGCUUGCUCUAUCAAAGAUCUCGAUACGUCGUGAUAAAACAAAUAAACAUAUGCUUGUAUUUGGAGGGACUCGCGAUAGAACGAUUUAAUCGUGGCGCGACCACACGGUUUUUCCCCAACGAAUUCAAUCCGCCGCGCCGCGCCGCCGCCGCACCGUUCGAAUUCCGUGAGUGCGUGUGUAUGCGUGGCACGCAUCGUAGAACUCCUUCGUGACACGACCGUAAUAGCUUCCGGUCAGGCAUCCAGCGGUGCCCGUUUCCGGUUUCCCACCCUCCCUAUCACGUGUACGAAAAGGGGAAUGGGUUGAUUUUGCGUUGUCAGAUAUAAUCGCCGUCCAAAUAUAACGUCGCGUAAUAUUUCCGCGGCGUUUGCGACUUUGUCCUUUCGACUGGCGCGGAAUAUCGCGCCGAUGUCGGCGAGAAUGUACACGCGCUCGCCGUCGUGCAACGGGCCGUGCUAUACGGGCAGCGCGAUUGUCCGCGCCAUUAGAAUGUUUCGUUUCUGUUUUUUUUUCUUUUUUUAGUAAUCUUCUUUAUUAUCUUUUAUUAUACAAGAGCCCGGGAUUCUGCGAGGUAUCGUCGAGGAGUAUAACGGAAAUCUAGGAAACCGUAAUAACGAGCAGCGAUUCCAUUUCAUCUGCUAAGGCUACCGUUACCGAGCGUCCAGAACCUUCUUCUUUUUCUGCUCACGCACAUGCACACGGGUGCUAAUUAAUUAUCGAGGUGUCUUCUAAUUUCUCGAUGGUAUGCGCGAUAAUAAUAAGUUUAACAUGCAAACGUCUGUUUUACAUGUAACGGCGAGUCCGUCCCGUCAAAAUACGAGAUAUCUGUGUAAAAUGUAUAUUCUAGAAAAUCCUGUUUUUACAUGACACCCGUUGAGUAGUCGCUCUCAUUAACAGUCUUGCUAUUGUACGCGGGUGUAAUUCGACGACAGGUGUACAGAUACAGCCACGUAUACGGCGUCCCAUAAAAUACGUGCCUCGUUUGAACACUACCUUUUCGUCCCAGUUUUUUAGAUUUGUUUUUUUCUUUUCUUUUUAAAUUUCUGCUGUGCAUAAGUAACGACUGUAAAAUUCCACUUACUUAUGUCCGAAUAUAUAUCUAUUUGCAGUAAAAUUAUUUAUAGUAAGGAUAUUUUUUUUAAUACAUAUUUUGACUUUAAUGCAUAUUUCAUUAAAAUUAUUUUACUGAAAAAAUAUUAUGAAAGAAAAAAAAAUGUGUGAGAUUUUAUUUACAAAACUUUUGUAACGUAGUGAUUCGCGCAAUUGACUACGUAAUUUGUAGAAUAUUAAGUCUGCAUUUUUUUGCACGCACUUAGAUAGUUAUUACGCAUUCUCCAAAUAAUGCGGAUGCUCUCGUAAGCGCGAUCGACGCUGAACAACAGAAACGCGCCACACCUGUAACCGACGGAAUACGUUAAUGAAUUCUUCCUCACCUGACUAUAUCGGCCGCUCGACUCAUUUCCUGUUGACUGAAAGGACCCCCGGUACGUUUUAAAAUCGUCGAUACAAUUGCAUCCCGCGCAUCCGCUGUCGGGAUGUAAUCACGGGGACGCGAACAAAAACCCGUCAUUGUCGCUACGAAGAGAACAGUGUAUUGCCGAGUAUUGCAGAGAACAGUGAAAGUUAAAACAGUGAACGUCCAUCCGUUGUAGAUUUUUUUUUAGUGUAUAUAACAAUUUGUAAGAUAUUUUAAAAAGAAAGAACACGACAAUGCAAAAAAGAAUAAAAUCGGAAUAAUAAGUACGAUUUUUAUUAAUUCUCUCAUCGUGUUAUAACGGAAUAAAUAAAGGUUCUGUCUGAGCGAUUUUACUAAAAAUAGCACAAAUACAUGGUUCGGUGCAGUGAAGUGGAAGGAAGGAAGGAAGGAAGGAAGGAAGGAAGAAAGAAAGAAAGAAGAGGAGGCUUCGUGGAACCAGUACGAUGCAAGGUGCAACACGUGCUGCCCGACAGCUGUUUUCCGGUUUAAGUUUGGACGUUAAGCCCAUUUUUAAUUUUGCGCCCGGGCGCACCUCCAAAUAAUAAUAAUUAUAACGUGACACGGGGGUGAAUCCUCCCCGUCUGCCGCAAACUCGCGAGCCAUUCAUCGAAACGCGCGCGAUGUAUUCAUGUGCAUAAAGGUCGCAUUCCAGGGAACGCCAUAAGAGUCGCAGACAUCUUCUUCUGUAUUCCAUUGUUUAAGGAUAAUGUAUAGGAGCUCCGGACGGAACGCGAGAGAAUAAUGCGUCCUGAUCGGCAAAUUAUUUGCAGGUAGUCUGUUAUUUCUGUCCGAUGUAAGAAACGAGAGAGAAAAAGGCAGGAGGAAACGGUGGAAGCGGCAAAUUUUGUAUUAACCAUCUAGCCAUGGAGGACGAGGACUUUGGUUUCGCGAAGAGAACGGACAAUGUCCUGAAAAAAGUCUUCACCGUUAGCAAUGAACAAACGCACAAGAAUACAGUUCAUAACGUUGAGCAUCUAAUCUGUUCUCCACCCAAGACAUCGGAAGUCGUUGGUGGAGGUGGAUCAACGACACCAGCGCCUCUGAUCGUGGCCGGAAGCGAGGGCCCUGAACGCGCGUCAACCGCCGCUAGCUCAGUCGUGCCCAACACGCCGAACAUACCGAACGUGGUGGAGUACCAUCUUAAAAUCAAGCCUAGGUCAACGACAAAGUACUGCCGGCUCGAUAACGUUUCUGAUCAGCCUCCGAAAGAGAUGAAAAAGGAGAAGAGUCCGGUGUCUUCCGACGAUAAGAAGAAGGAACUUGUGUCGAAGCUGUCGCGCCUGUCUAUCGACAAUAACGUUUUUGAGGGCUCCACUGAUCUGCCGCAAGUAUUUCAGGUGAAAUAUUUGGGGUCCCAUGAUGCAAGAGGCCUCUGGGGCAUCAAACAUACGAGAAGGCCCGUCGAUAAUAUGGUCUCUGCCGCGAAGGCUUUGCCGACUAACACAAUGCUUCCUCUUAUCAAGCUGGUGGUCUCUAAGGAGGGUGUCGCCUUGCUGCCGCUAGACAAGAGGAAGCAGGAUGCCAAUUUAUCCAAGAUGUAUCCUAUCGAGACGAUCUCGUACGGAGUGCAGGAUCUCAUUUACACCAGGGUCUUUUCCAUGAUCGUCGUUCGCGAGACGGAGAACUUCAGAAGAAUCUCGCCGUUCGAAUGUCACGGUUUCGUCUGUGAGUCAAAGUACUAUGCGAGACAAUUGACAUACGCCCUUGCUGCAGCCUUCGAAAUUUACUCUAAGAACGUGAAGGCUCAGGAGAAGCUGACCGGAGUCAUUACCGGGACCAACACCGCCAGAAAGAGAUUCGCGAUCGAUCUGAGGAGCCCCGAGGAAAUCGAGGCGGAUCUUACGAUGGACUCCGAAGCGUAACUUUAAAAUCUAUUGUUAUUUACUGGUUUAAGAUGUAGAUAGAUAUAAAUUUUUAAUCGGAAGAAUUUAUGAGAGGGAGGAGAGAGGUUUAGGAGAGUUCUAAAUGAUUGAGAUAUAAAGAGUUUGAUAACGAUGUAAAUAAAGUUGACGUAUAUUUCAGAAAUCUAUUUUGAAAUAUAUGAUUUCAAGUAUAUUUACAUAAGGCGAUGUAAAAUAAUUAAAUUAUUAUAUACCUCAAAUAUAUAUAUAUAUUUUUUUUUUUUUUUUUGAAAAGGACAGUACAGGGUAAAAAAUAGUUUUAGGUUUCCAAAAAGGUAUCUUUCUUACGACAAAAAGAAGCAUUUAUAUCACUCAAGAGAUUUUUAAUUUUCCAAAUGUUUUAUAGUUUUUGCAAUGUUUAAAAUCAAAGUUAAAGAAAUAUAUAUAUAUAUAUAUAUAUAUAUAUUUUUAUGAUGAAAUGUAUAAUUAAUUCGAUAUAAAGAAAGAAAAUGAUAUUUCUUGUUUGCAAAUCGAUUAUUGGAAUAAUUUAAUAAAGAUAUUACUUACGAAUAAAUAAAAGAAUUAGAUAAGUUUAUGUAAAUAAUUGUAGAUAUAAUCGUAUUCAAUAUCGAGUGCAUAAUUAUUUUUAUAUCAUGUAAAAUAUUUCAUAUUAUAUUUCCGGAAAGAAACAAUUAUCGUUACAUGAAAUAUAUUUCAGUAUCUAGUUCCUUUUUAUUAUAAA
Solenopsis invicta (red fire ant) is the source of this 4129-nucleotide messenger RNA. RefSeq lists its product as uncharacterized. Bases 2410 to 3408 code for a protein of 332 amino acids. Lineage: Eukaryota; Metazoa; Arthropoda; Insecta; Hymenoptera; Formicidae. The record is from RefSeq and is a predicted model, not a curated record. The transcript is spliced from 5 exons.